CACUAGGUGAGUUGCACUGCCACCAGUCAUCGGGACACCACUGUCCCUGUGAGCUGCCAGCACUGAGGAGCCUUGUGGACCCUGAUGCCACUUCCUCCUCCCCUGCAGUCCUCUGUGUGGCAGAGACUUUGGUGGCUUGGGGUGGGGGUGCAGGGAUAGCUGGCCAUGGCCCCGGCAGGGGGUAUUCCUCUGCCUGGCACGGGGGGGGCAUGGGGGCCACGGCACUUGAUGCAGUCUGCUCCCAAGGAGGAUGGGGUGCUGUACGUGGACUACAAGCCCCCCACCCUGGACAGCAUCCGCCUGCCCCACUAUGUCCUGUACCUGAUGAUGGCAGCAACACUGGUGCUGGUGGUGGCAUAUGCCAUCGUGGGGCACCUCAUCAAGGACCUGGUGCACGACUUCGCCGACUGGGCAUUUGGGCCCAAGCCGGAGGAGAAGGCGGGGAUGGCCGAAGGCACCAUGCCAGAACUAGAGUGGCUGGAGAAGGAUGAGGUGCUGGUGGAGCAGAAGGUGGACUAUGAAGGCACCGACACAGACAUCCCGCUGGUGCUGCUCGCUCCACGCUGUUCUGUCUCCUUUGCUGACUCCCCCAAGACGAGGUUCUUCUAAGGCCAGAGGACAC
Molecule: messenger RNA, 622 nt
Organism: Cinclus cinclus
Lineage: Eukaryota; Metazoa; Chordata; Aves; Passeriformes; Cinclidae
Gene: SMIM44
Product: small integral membrane protein 44
Exons: 2
Coding region: 166-609 (147 amino acids)
Source: RefSeq, a predicted model, not a curated record